UUACUUUGUUUGUUAUUUUUCAAAGUUUUCGACAUAAUUAUAAAACUGAAAAACGUAUAUUAUUUGUAUCUGGUAGUUUGUUUCCUAAGGUAUUUAAUUAAUUAGAAACUUAUCGAUAAAGAUAUGGAGGAGAUAGAAUUUCCUUUCCCGUUCAAACCUUACGACAUACAACAAAAGUUUAUGAAGGAACUGUAUCUCACAUUAGAAAAGCGCGGAUUGGGAAUAUUCGAGAGUCCCACUGGUACUGGUAAAUCAUUGAGCAUUUGUUGCGGAGCUUUACAGUGGUUGAAAGAUCAUGUUCAAAAAGAAGAAGAACAAUUAGAAAAAAGUAUCACCCAGCUCAAAUCUGAAAUUUCGUCACAAACAUCUAAUGAUGACUGGUUACAAGAAGAAUAUGAAAAAAUCAAAAAGACACAAGUACUGGCUGAACUAAACUCUAAGCUAGACCACAUAAAGAAAAGAAGAACCUAUUUCUCAGAUUUAAAAUCCCGAGUAGCAAAACAAAAAGCAAAUUUAUCAAUUAAAGAAUCUGUAAGACUUAAAGAUUUUAGUAAGAAAUAUGAUAAGGAAAAGGAAAAUAUUAAUGAAGAAAAUAAGGAGCCUAUUGCUGAGGAUCAUGAUCUUAUUUUAGAAGAAUUUGAGGAGAAAGAAUGUUCUGAUGAUGAAGAGACUGAAGAGAAACUAAAUGAUAAUAAUACUAAGAUAUACAUAAGCAGCAGAACUCACAGUCAACUGUCCCAAUUUGUUGGUGAGAUCAAGAGGACGGUGUUCAACGAGGACACCAGGGUGGUGACGCUGGCCUCCCGCCAACACUACUGCAUCAACCCUGAUGUUGCCAAACUCAAGAAUGUCCACCUCAUUAAUGAAAGAUGUCUAGACAUGCAAAAGUCAAGCACAAAAAGCACAGCAGUAGAUGAAGAUGGCAAAGUGCUGAAGAAAACUAAAACAAAGUCCUGCACAGCCUGCCCUUACUACAAUCAGAGUAAUGUUACUAAACUGAAAGAGAGAUUGCUAGUUGACAUUAUGGACAUGGAAGAUUUGCUUAAAAAUGGGAAGGAGUUGAAAGGCUGUCCUUAUUAUGCUUCUAGGGCUGCCUUGGAAGAUGCCCAGGUAGUUUUACUCAGUCACGCGGGCAUAGUGAGCGCGGGGGCGCGCGAAGGCGUAUCAUUACAACUAGACAACAACAUCCUCAUCCUUGAUGAAGCCCACGGGCUAACCGCAGCCCUGGAGUCCGCACACUCGGCCCCGGUCACUGACAACCAACUGACAGCUGUCAAUACCUUCCUCAAGUUCUACAUAAACAAGUACAGGGCAAGAUUGAGUAGUAGAAAUCUACUUUGUUUGAACCAGCUGAGUUUUGUGGUUGGGAAGUUGUGUGGAAUAAUUAAAAGUAAAUCUGCUGCAAAGAAAGAAGAAGACACAACAAUAUUUACAGUUGAAGAUUUCGUUAUCAAAGCGGAAAUAGACCACAUGAACUUAAGACCACUCAUUGAAUUCUGCAAAGCCACAAGGUUAGCGCAGAAACUGCAUGGAUUUUCUAUGAAGUACAACCAGCAAAUGCUAGAAGAUGAAGCUAAGAAGGUGGAAGUUAAGAAGAAAAGUUCUUUAGAGGCGUUUCUGAAGAAUAUCUCUAAAAAGAAAGUGGAGGAAGAAGUGACGGUGCAACCGGUAGUGGAGGAAAAACCAGUUGCUCAGGCUACAACUUCAGCCGGCACCGCCCUCUACGCGGUGCUAGAGCUACUCCGCAUGCUAUCCUCGCGCUGCUCCCGCGGGCGCGUGUCUCUGCGGCGCGCGCUGCUGCGGUACGAGCUGCUGGACGCCACCGCCCACUUCACUGACGUCGUCACUAGAUGUCGCUCAGUAGUGGUAGCAGGAGGAACUAUGGAGCCGAUAGCCGAGUUCCAAUCACUACUGAAAGGCGACGACCCCUCUCCUCAUGACGUCACCAGCCCCCGUCGUGACGUCACCGUGGUGCGGUGCGACCAUGUCGUGCCAGCCGAGAAUGUGCUGGCUGUGUGUCUGUCCAAGGGACCGUCCAAUUUGAGCCUUAAUUUCUCGUACGAGAGUCGCCAGUCGAAGCCUAUUCUAGACGAACUGGGCCGAAUCCUACGCAACAUAUGCAACAUAGUACCCGGCGGUGUCAUAUGCUUCCUGCCGUCCUACUCGUACGAACAAACCAUCCAUGAGCAUCUGAAAACUGCAGGCGUGUUGGAUGUCAUCGGGAAGAAGAAGAAAGUGUUCAGGGAACCCAAGAAUGCUUCAGAUGUGGAACAGGUAUUGCAAAAGUACGCGCUGGCCGUGAAAAACAAAGACAACGGCAAUACUGGAGCCUUGCUGCUGAGCGUGGUUGGAGGAAAACUUAGUGAAGGACUUAAUUUCAGUGACGCGCUCGGUCGCUGCGUCCUAGUCGCCGGGAUGCCGUACCCCAACUCCCGCUCUCCUGAACUGCAGGAGAAGAUGAAGUACCUGAGCCGCGGGCGCGCCGGCGCCGGGAAUGAAUAUUAUGAGAACCUGUGCAUGAAGGCCGUCAACCAGUGUAUAGGUCGCGCAGUGAGGCACGUCAACGACUACGCUUGCGUGUUAUUGGUCGACGAGAGAUAUUCAAGACCACACACAGUGUCUGCACUACCGACAUUCGUUCAGAAAUCACUCACCACCAACGCCAACUUUGGACCCACCAUCGGGAGUAUAGCUAAGUUUUUCACGAGACAUAAAGAUAAGGAUAAUGUUAAAUAGAAUAUAUGAAAGUUGUUGGUGCAAUGGACGUGUGCCUAUUUGCCUAAUGGUUGUUUGUUCAACGAUUGGUGUGUCAAUGUUUAACAAUUAUUACUAUAAUGCUCUCUGAAUUGUGAUAAAAUGUAUAUGAAAUAAGUAAGUUAUUAAUAACUAUAAUUAAGAACAAUAAUUAGUGCCUUAAUGACAUGUCACAAGCUUUUUUUUAA
This is a messenger RNA of Plutella xylostella (diamondback moth), 2942 nucleotides long. Its product is annotated as ATP-dependent DNA helicase DDX11. The record is from RefSeq and is a predicted model, not a curated record. Gene Ontology annotation, molecular function: ATP binding; DNA helicase activity; hydrolase activity, acting on acid anhydrides, in phosphorus-containing anhydrides. NCBI's taxonomy places the organism in Eukaryota, Metazoa, Arthropoda, Insecta, Lepidoptera, Plutellidae. Gene Ontology annotation, cellular component: nucleus. Gene Ontology annotation, biological process: establishment of sister chromatid cohesion; nucleobase-containing compound metabolic process.